AUGGUCAUUCAGAUGUACAAAUUUGAACAACGCAAGAGAGCGAACGCUAGUCGCAUCAAACUGUCACGAUGCGACACUAAUUGUCAAGUGGAGAAUAUAGGGGUCGAUUUCGAAGAAGAAUUAUACAAGUACAUCGAACAGCAACGGAGUGGAACGACCACGAUCCAGACUGACUACUGCAGGACCACGUGUCAGACUGACAACUGCAGGACCACGUGUCAGACUGACAACUGCAGGACCACGUGUCAGACUGACUACUGCAGGACCACGUGUCAGACUGACUACUGCAGGACCACGUGUCAGACUGACUACUGCAGGACCACGUGUCAGACUGACAACUGCAGGACCACGUGUCAGACUGACUACUGCAGGACCACGUGUCAGACUGACAACUGCAGGACCACGUGUCAGACUGACUACUGCAGGACCACGUGUCAGACUGACAACUGCAGGACCACGUGUCAGACUGACAACUGCAGGACCACGUGUCAGACUGACUACUGCAGGACCACGUGUCAGACUGACAACUGCAGGACACCGUGUCAGACUGUCAACUGCAGGACCACGUGUCAGACUGACAACUGCAGGACCACGUGUCAGACUGACAACUGCAGGACACCGUGUCAGACUGACAACUGCAGGACCACGUGUCAGACUGACUACUGCAGGACCACGUGUCAGACUGACAACUGCAGGACCACGUGUCAGACUGACAACUGCAGGACCACGUGUCAGACUGACUACUGCAGGACCACGACCACGUGUCAGACUGACAACUGCAGGACCACGUGUCAGACUGACUACUGCAGGACCACGUGUCAGACUGACUACUGCAGGACCACGUGUCAGACUGACUACUGCAGGACACCGUGUCAGACUGACAUCUGCAGGACCACGUGUCAGACUGACAACUGCAGGACCACGUGUCAGACUGACAACUGCAGGACCACGUGUCAGACUGACUACUGCAGGACCACGUGUCAGACUGACUACUGCAGGACACCGUGUCAGACUGACAUCUGCAGGACCACGUGUCAGACUGACAACUGCAGGACCACGUGUCAGACUGACAACUGCAGGACACCGUGUCAGACUGUCAACUGCAGGACCACGUGUCAGACUGACUACUGCAGGACCACGUGUCAGACUGACAACUGCAGGACCACGUGUCAGACUGACAACUGCAGGACCACGUGUCAGACUGACAACUGCAGGACCACGUGUCAGACUGACUACUGCAGGACCACGUGUCAGACUGACAACUGCAGGACCACGUGUCAGACUGACAACUGCAGGACACCGUGUCAGACUGUCAACUGCAGGACCACGUGUCAGACUGACUACUGCAGGACCACGUGUCAGACUGACAACUGCAGGACCACGUGUCAGACUGACAACUGCAGGACCACGUGUCAGACUGACUACUGCAGGACCACGUGUCAGACUGACAACUGCAGGACCACGUGUCAGACUGACUACUGCAGGACCACGUGUCAGACUGACUACUGCAGGACCACGUGUCAGACUGUCAACUGCAGGACCACGUGUCAGACUGUCAACUGCAGGACCACGUGUCAGACUGUCAACUGCAGGACCACGUGUCAGACUGUCAACUGCAGGACCACGUGUCAGACUGUCAACUGCAGGACCACGUGUCAGACUGUCAACUGCAGGACCACGUGUCAGACUGUCAACUGCAGGACCACGUGUCAGACUGUCAACUGCAGGACCACGUGUCAGACUGUCAACUGCAGGACCACGUGUCAGACUGUCAACUCCAGGACCACGUGUCAGACUGUCAACUGCAGGACCACGUGUCAGACUGACAACUCCAGGACCACGUGUCAGACUGUCAACUACAGGACACCGUGUCAGACUGUCAACUCCAGGACCACGUGUCAGACUGACAACUCCAGGACCACGUGUCAGACUGUCAACUCCAGGACCACGUGUCAGACUGUCAACUCCAGGACCACGUGUCAGACUGACAACUCCAGGACCACGUGUCAGACUGUCAACUACAGGACACCGUGUCAGACUGUCAACUCCAGGACCACGU
Molecule: messenger RNA, 2059 nt
Organism: Procambarus clarkii (red swamp crayfish)
Lineage: Eukaryota; Metazoa; Arthropoda; Malacostraca; Decapoda; Cambaridae
Source: RefSeq, a predicted model, not a curated record